This is a messenger RNA of Fulvia fulva, 468 nucleotides long. RefSeq lists its product as uncharacterized. The coding region runs from base 1 to 468 and encodes 155 amino acids. The transcript has a single exon. NCBI's taxonomy places the organism in Eukaryota, Fungi, Ascomycota, Dothideomycetes, Mycosphaerellales, Mycosphaerellaceae. The record is from RefSeq and is a predicted model, not a curated record.
AUGUUCGAUUCGGCCCAGCUUCGCUCUACCAACCCAGUGAACAGCAAAACUUCCAGGUCUUUGCUGCACUCCGACUUCUCCAACGUCUCACCUACCACUGCGGGCAAACUAAACAUCACUCGAGAUUGGGUCCAAGACGGCGCUGACCUGGUCCUGCAAGCCACUAUAUCGAUGACCAAGGGGGCAAAGGCAGUUGAGCCUGGUUCUUUUGGAUUCCCUAUCGAAUUUAACAAGAUCUUCACGAGUCGUACUGCAGAUCAAGUCACGGCAGAAUGUAGCUUGGUCAACCCAUACAUUGGUCUCGGGGCUGGCUAUCUUCAAGUCGCACGCUUGGGUGGAAAUGUACCGGACAUGGUGGUGACACCCAGUAAUUUCGGCAUCAAGUUCGAAGCCUGGCGCUUCCUCGCCGAGUUCAAUGGCGCACCAUACUACUACCAGUCCACUGGGUUUAAGGGUUUAUACUCGUAG